GCCGAUCUUUGAACGGAAGGAGGCUGACCGGCCGGCAGAAGGAAGAUGGCAGACGAUGGGGCUACUUCCCGACACACACCAAUCUCACGGCUGGCGAUCAUGUCCCGAGGCCAUGGGCUCGAGGACGACAGCAGUAGCGACAGCGACAACAACAACAGCAACAGCAACGACGACCACCACGGACUCACCAAGGGCAGCGACGAGCUGCAGCUGGCGCUGGCACCCGCCGAGCCAGCAACGAGCGACGACGCUCGGCCACCGCGCAACCGCUCACUCCGUAGCAAGCUUGCGACGGCCCUCGCCGAGAUUGAAGAGCAGAGGUAUCUUCUCGAGGCCGCGGCCGCCAACGGCCAGCUUCUCGUCGAAAAGUACUUUGUGCUGGAGAAGGAGCGCGAUGCGCUGGCCGCGCGCUGUGGCCACUUGGUGCGAACGGCGUCGCUUGACUCGGAUGUACCGCACCACCAACCGCGAGCCGUACAAAAGUGCAUCGACCUCGAACAGCGGCUGCACGCGAUCGAGCGGGAGAAAGCCACAUGCGACGACGCGAUCGCCAAGCAGGACCACGAGAUCCUCUUUUGGCGCAACAAAGCUAUGGCGUGUCUGAAGGACCACGCUAAUCUCAAGGAAGCGUACAUGCAUCUCGAACGCGAGCACGAGACGAACCUCAGUGCCAAGAUCCACCUAAGUCACGCGACCAAGAAGCUCCAGCUCGAGCGCGACGAGUGCGCCAUUCAAGUGCGCGACUUGACCGUGCGCGUGGCCGACCUCGCGGAGCGCGAGGGCCGCUGGGUCAUGGCGAACGAUAUCAAGCAACAGAAGAUCCAGCGCCUCGAAGCCAUCGUGGCGGACCUCGAGGCCGCGCACGCCUCGUCGGAAGCUGCUCGCACGGUGCUGGUGACGCGAUUGCAGGCAGCCGAGCAAGACGCGAGCUUCAUGCAGUGCACGAUGAACGGCCUCAAGAUGUCGCUGGCGGCGCUCGAGCAAGAGUACUACAUAUUGCUCGAGAAGACGACGCUCGCCGCGCCCAACAAGGAGUCGGAGCACCCGACUGAGAUGACGCCGCUCUUGCCGCGCAAGAAGACACCCCUCGCGCCGCGCAAGUCGUGUUCGCCGAUCGCAUGGAUCUGGGACACUGUGUGUGGCGCGAUCAGCUCGCUCGUUUCGGACAUUGUCCGCUUUGCGUCGCGGUCGUUCCACGCGAUUCGCGACUAGACUACUUCGGUUAGGAAUAGUGGAUUUGCUGUAUAUAUAAAACAUCCGCUUGUGUAGUACUUGUAUAUAGGCUGUGUUAGU
Messenger RNA from Saprolegnia diclina VS20, 1293 nucleotides. RefSeq lists its product as hypothetical. The coding region runs from base 46 to 1212 and encodes 388 amino acids. The transcript has a single exon. Lineage: Eukaryota; Oomycota; Saprolegniomycetes; Saprolegniales; Saprolegniaceae. The record is from RefSeq and is a predicted model, not a curated record.